This is a messenger RNA of Seriola dumerili (greater amberjack), 2788 nucleotides long. RefSeq names its product mitogen-activated protein kinase kinase kinase kinase 3 (gene map4k3). Gene Ontology annotation, biological process: protein phosphorylation. The record is from RefSeq and is a predicted model, not a curated record. The transcript is spliced from 33 exons. NCBI's taxonomy places the organism in Eukaryota, Metazoa, Chordata, Actinopteri, Carangiformes, Carangidae. Gene Ontology annotation, molecular function: ATP binding; MAP kinase kinase kinase kinase activity. Bases 92 to 2788 code for a protein of 898 amino acids.
UGACGCCGUAUGUUUUUCUUAAAAUAUCUGUGUUCGUACGUUGUUGGGGUUCGUCAACCGUGCGCGAUCGGCGCCGUAAUCGGCAGUGGAAAUGAUGAACUCCAGUGUCGACCUGUCCCGGCGGAAUCCGCAGGAGGAUUUCGAGCUGAUCCAGAGGAUAGGAAGCGGCACAUACGGAGAUGUGUACAAGGCUCGUAAUGUUAACACAGGAGAGCUGGCUGCUAUCAAAGUCAUCAAACUGGAACCGGGUGAGGACUUUGCUGUCGUCCAGCAGGAGAUUAUAAUGAUGAAGGACUGUAAACACUCCAACAUUGUUGCCUAUUUUGGCAGUUAUCUCCGGAGAGAUAAGUUAUGGAUCAGUAUGGAGUACUGUGGAGGAGGUUCUCUGCAGGACAUCUAUCACGUAACCGGGCCCUUGUCAGAGUCACAGAUAGCCUACAUGUCACGGGAGACCCUGCAGGGUUUAUACUAUCUACACAACAAAGGCAAAAUGCACAGAGACAUCAAGGGAGCCAACAUCCUCCUGACAGACAACGGCUACGUUAAACUAGCUGACUUUGGUGUAUCGGCCCAGAUCACAGCAACUCUUGCCAAGAGGAAGUCAUUCAUUGGAACUCCUUACUGGAUGGCUCCAGAGGUUGCAGCAGUGGAGAGGAAAGGAGGUUACAACCAGCUGUGUGAUAUCUGGGCUGUGGGCAUUACUGCAAUAGAGCUGGCUGAACUACAACCACCCAUGUUUGACUUGCACCCCAUGAGGGCUCUGUUCUUAAUGACCAAGAGUAAUUUCCAGCCUCCUAAGUUGAAAGAUAAACUCAAAUGGACAAAUAACUUCCACCAUUUUGUCAAACUCGCCCUGACCAAGAACCCAAAGAAGAGGCCCACGGCUGAGAAACUCCUGCAGCACCCUUUUGUGUCGCAGCCGCUCAGCAGGACGCUGGCAAUCGAGCUGCUGGACAAAGCCAACAACCCCGACCACAGCACCUACAACGACUUUGAUGAUGACGACCCUGAACCCGAGUCUCCGGUCUCGGUUCCUCAUCGUAUUCGUUCCACCAGCAGGAGCACAAGGGAAGGAAAGACGCUGUCUGAGAUAAACUUUGGUCAGGUGAAGUUUGAUCCUCCAUUGAGGAAGGAGACGGAACCCCAUCAUGAGCCGGACCUGCAGUUGGAGUACGGGCAUGAUUCACCAAGUCUGCUGGGAGGAAACAAGAGUCUUCUCAAGUCUGUGGAGGAAGAGCUUCAUCAGAGGGGCCAUGUGGCACACUUAGGGGAUGAUGAGGAUGAGGAUGAUGAUGGUGCAGAUGAUGAUGAAACUCACACUCAUAAAUCAAGCACUAUCAUGAGGCCAAAGGUCCCGCCCCCGCUUCCCCCCAAGCCCAAGUCCAUCUGCUCGUCCCAACAGCAGCAGCAGCAGCAACAAAAACAAGACGACAGCCAAUCACACAGCGAGGACGACGGCGGAGGGGGAGGGACCAUCAAACGCUGUCCGGUCCCAGAAACGCCGAGCCCGGCCAGGCCCGCCUCCAAUGUCCCCCCGCGGCCCCCGCCCCCGAAGCUGCCACCCCACCGCCGCAGUAGCCUAGGUAAUGGGCUGAACUCUCCACACAAUGGUGAGAGGGACAGUCCAGCAGACAGACAGUCCACCAUGCCCCCUAGUGUCCCCAUACGGAAAGACAAGAAGGAUGUUCCGAAGCCAAUCAGUAAUGGCCUCCCUCCUACACCCAAAGUCCAUAUGGGUGCGUGUUUCUCCAAGGUGUUCAACGGCUGUCCCCUGAAGAUCCACUGUGCCACCUCUUGGAUCAACCCCGACACCAGAGAUCAGUAUUUGAUAUUUGGAGCUGAGGAGGGGAUCUACACGUUAAACCUGAACGAGCUGCAUGAGACCACGAUGGAACAGCUCUUCCCUCGGCGGUGUACCUGGUUAUAUGUCAUGAACAAUUGUCUCCUUUCCAUAUCUGGAAAAGCCUCCCAGCUGUACUCCCAUAGUCUGAGCGGUCUGUUCGAACAGGCCAGACAGUUACAGAAGUUACCAGUAGCCAUUCCCACACACAAGCUGCCUGAUAAGAUGAUUCCCAGGAAGUUUGCUGUGUCCAAUAAAAUUCCAGACACUAAAGGGUGCCAAAAGUGCUGCGUAGUGCGUAACCCGUACACAGGCCAUAAGUACCUGUGUGGAGCCUUCCAGUCCAGUGUCAUGCUGUUGGAGUGGGUGGAGUCCAUGCAGAAGUUCAUGCUCAUCAAGAAUAUCGACUUCCCGUUACCGUGUCCAUUGGAGGUCUUUGAGAUGUUGGUGGUCCCGGAGCAGACCUACCCUCUGAUCUGUGUGGCGGUCAGUAAAGGCACCGAACUCAACCAGGUGGUCCGGUUCGGCACCGUCAACCCCAACUCUACCUCCUCCUGGUUCACAGAAGCAGACACACCACAGACGUGUGUGAUCCAUGUCACUCAGCUGGAGAGAGACACUAUCCUAGUCUGCCUCGACAGGUGUAUAAAGAUAGUGAACCUUCAGGGCCGGUUGAAAUCCAGCAGGAAGCUUUCAGCCGAGCUGACCUUCAACUUCCAGAUCGAAUCCAUAGUUUGUCUCCAAGACAGUGUCCUGGCCUUCUGGAGGCAUGGCAUGCAGGGACGGAGUUUCAAGACCAACGAGAUCACCCAGGAGAUCUCUGACAGCACACGCAUCUUCAGACUACUGGGAUCAGACAGAGUGGUGGUGCUGGAGAGCAGGCCUACAGACAACCCUACAGCCCACAGCAACCUCUACAUCCUGGCAGGCCAUGAAAACAGCUACUGA